Rhea pennata is the source of this 6238-nucleotide messenger RNA. RefSeq names its product endoplasmic reticulum to nucleus signaling 2 (gene ERN2). Lineage: Eukaryota; Metazoa; Chordata; Aves; Rheiformes; Rheidae. Gene Ontology annotation, molecular function: RNA endonuclease activity; ATP binding; protein serine/threonine kinase activity. The transcript has 22 exons. Gene Ontology annotation, cellular component: IRE1-TRAF2-ASK1 complex. The record is from RefSeq and is a predicted model, not a curated record. Bases 1294 to 4167 code for a protein of 957 amino acids. Gene Ontology annotation, biological process: intrinsic apoptotic signaling pathway in response to endoplasmic reticulum stress; IRE1-mediated unfolded protein response; protein phosphorylation.
GGACUCUGAAUAAUUGUGGUAGUUUUUUAAACCUGAAUUUGAAAAUUUGUGGUAAUCUUACUCGGCAGAUCUUACCAAGUUUAGACUAUCUAUCCAACAACUGAUCUCUUAAACUUUAAAUCAUCUUUCAGGUUUUCUGUGCUCAAGUUUUCAGGAUCUUCUUGCAUCUUGUCCUAGCUGAAAUAAUAUUCCUUGCCUUUGGUUUGUGAUAUUUUGUCUGUCAUCUCAGCAAUUAAUGUGCCAUUUAUCUCAGGUUUUCUGAAUGGUCCUUUCAGUCCUGAAAAGGUGCACAACCUUAACAGACUGUAUUGCACAGCUGGACCGAAUCAGACUUACUGCAUAUUAAACCUGCAUCUAAGAGAUCACUUUUUUUUUUUUUAUUACACUAUAGGUUUAAUGUUUGUUCAGCACAAAUAGUUCAACAUUUUGUGACACUGAAGGAGAGGCAUCCUUUCAGGAAUAGCUGAGCGUAAUAUAUUUCCUGACUAUUUUUCAUUUUCCUUGAAAUAGCCCAGUUGAAACUCAGCAGGUGCAAAUUCCCAAAUGAAUAUUUAUUUCUGUUUUAUUAUAGACAGGGAAAAGUGUUCAUUUUAUGAAAUAAGAGUCUUCAACUUUUUUUCUGAUAUUAUUGAAUGUGAAUUUUGGUUAAGGUGACAUUUACCUGUAUACUAUUGAUAGCAACAUAAGCAGCUCAUUUCAUGUUUUCAGUUAGAACAUUCAUUCAAUAUGAAUUUUAAGGUUGUUCCACAUCCUACAUCUAUAAACUAGCAAUAUGCUUGUUACUCUUGUAUACAGAAAGAAAACAUCUCAAGCUACAAGUCAAUAGCAGUGUGUCUUGACAUAAAUUCAUUGUGACACAAUUUUUUUCCUGAAGUAGUGAUAUAUCAGUUUCGUAGAACAGCCACCUCCUGAAAGCUCCGAGCAAGGGUAUGAAUGCAGAUAGUGGAAUUUCUAUGAGUUAAGUUGAGAUAUAAUUACAACUUAAAUGCAAUUAUCAUACUCUUUUAUUUACUACUUGCCAAUUCAAAUAUUGAGGCUAAAAUUUAAAUUUCAGUAUCUGGUGGAGAAUGUAUGUGCAACAGUACUGCAUCGUAUGCUUUAUAUGACAUAUAAAGAAAACUAGUGACAUUAGCUUUUUCUGUCACUUGGAUUCACCUUUGCACUCUGCUAGUCUUGUUGGUUCAGUGACUAUCAACUUCCACUUGCUACCUGACUUGCUUGGACCUGUCUGUAUGUCCAUUCAUGCUCCAUUUUUCUUUCCUAUUCUUUCAUUUGCUUGCCCCUUGAGAGGACAUGUAUCUUAAUUCCAACUCUUUCCCCAGUGUUCCUGUGGCUUCCGUGUUGGAUGCAAUAAUACGGUGUCUCACUGGCAGUGCUGUGACUGUCCCAGAAACACUGCUGUUUGUAUCCACUCUUGAUGGAAACCUUCAUGCUGUGAGUAAGAGUACAGGUGACAUCAAGUGGACUCUGAAGGAUGAUCCUAUUCUGCAGGUGCCAGUUUAUGUUGCAGAACCAGCGUUUCUUCCGGACCCCAAUGAUGGCAGCUUGUACAUCCUGGGAGGAAAAAACAAAGAAGGCUUGAUGAAGCUCCCGUUCACCAUCCCAGAGCUGGUCCAGUCCUCACCGUGUCGCAGUUCGGACGGUGUCCUCUACACAGGGAAGAAGCUGGACACCUGGUUCAUCGUGGACCCCAAGUCAGGAGAGAGGCAGACCACUCUUUCAACAGAGGCCUGGGAUGGCCUGUGCCCUUCAAGUCCCCUGCUCUACAUUGGCCGUACCCAGUAUGUCAUCACCAUGUAUGACACCAAGUCACGGGAGCUGCGCUGGAACGCUACCUACUCGGAUUACUCAGCCCCACUCUACGAGGAGCUGUACCACUACAAAAUGGCACACUUUGCCUCAAGUGGAGAUGGCCUGGUGGUGACGUUGGACAAGGAAAGCGGGGAGGUCCUAUGGGCACAGAACUAUGGCUCUCCUGUGGUGGGCAUGUAUGUGUGGCAUCAAGACAGCCUCCGCCGUAUCCCCCACCUCAACAUGGCCAUGGAGACACUGCGCUACCUGACCUUCCAUUCUCAGGACAUCCGCCUCAUCAAGUGGAACUACCAGUCAAUGAAGGACUUCACCACCACCAAGACCCAGCUGCUACCAACGCUCUAUGUGGGGAAAUAUGCAGCCAGCUUCUAUGCCUUGAUCUCCCUGGUCCAUGACAGUGUGGCACUGGUGCCAAGGGGAAUCACGCUGGCCAGGAUUGAUGGCCCCACCACGGAUGACGUGACUCUGAGAGACUCUGGCGAGUGUGAGAUCACACCGAGCACAGAUGUCAAAUACCCCCAGGGCAGCAUCACUUCACUCCACAACCAGUGGCUCCUAAUAGGGCACCAUGAGCUGCCUCCUGUGGUCCAUACUACAAUGCUAAGAGCCUUUCCAGAGAAUCUGAGGAAGACAACAGAAACCAUCAUUCCCAAAAGUUCUCCUUCCAGGGCUGUGUUUGAUGAUUAUUUGACCACAAGCAGCAUGGAAGACCCAGCUAUCAGGAACAACGAUGGGCAGUUUCAGUCAGAUUCCAGCCAGGCAGAGCAAGUGGAGGUCUACCCGGAGUCCAGCAGCUGGGACAUCGUGAUGGCAGGAGUCAGCACAGCCCUGCUGGGUGGGGGAAUCCUGUUCCUCAUUCUGACGAAACUGCAAAGGCGACAUGAGGCACAGCAACAGCAACUGGAGAAGCAAAUUCAGCUCUUGCAACAGCAACAGGAGAUGCUAUUCCCGGGUCGGGUCUCUGGAGAGGUUGUCCUUGCAGACCCCAAAGAGCUGGGUGUGACCCAGGGAAGUGCUUCACAGCUGUCACAGAGCUCCAGCGCAUCUGCCUACCCAAAGGACCUGGUUAAUGGGAUGGUCAGCCAGCAUCAAGCUGUCCUGGCAGCUGCUGAAGAUGCAGGACCAAACAUGACUGUGAUUGGGAAAAUUUCUUUUAACCCCAAGGAUGUGCUGGGCCAUGGAGCUGGAGGAACCUUUGUCUUCAGGGGACAGUUUGAUGGUCGGAAUGUGGCUGUAAAGCGCCUUCUCCCUGAGUGUUUCCAUCUCGUGGACCGUGAGGUCCAGCUGCUCCGCGAGUCAGAUGAGCACCCUCACGUUGUACGAUAUUUCUGCACUGAGAAGGACAAGCAAUUCCAUUAUAUUGCCAUUGAGCUCUGCUCUGCCACAUUGCAGGAGUAUGUGGAAAGCUCUGGCUUUGAUCGUCGGAACUUGGACCCGGUGUCUCUCCUGCAUCAGACCAUGUCAGGCCUGGUACAUCUGCACUCGCUAAACAUCGUUCAUCGUGACCUGAAACCCUGCAAUAUCCUCAUCUCCGUCCCGAAUAGCCAUGGGCAGAUCCGAGCCGUUAUCUCUGACUUUGGCCUGUGCAAGAAGCUUCAUGGGGGACGACACAGCUUCAGCCUCCACUCUGGGAUUCCUGGCACUGAGGGAUGGAUUGCACCUGAGUUGCUACAGGAGGCCCCAAAGGAAAACCCUACAUGCGCUGUGGACAUCUUCUCAGCCGGAUGCAUCUUCUACUACGUGGUGUCAGGAGGAAAGCAUCCAUUUGGGGACAGCUUACGGCGACAGUCCAACAUACUGUCAGGCACAUACCAGCUGACCUGUCUGCAGGAAGAUGCUCAUGACAAGGUUGUUGCAAGAGAGCUGAUUGCAGCAAUGAUCGGCAGUGAGCCCCAGAAGCGGCCUUCAGCCCCUGUGGUCCUUAUGCACCCCUUUUUCUGGAGUCAAGAGAAGCAGCUACAGUUCUUCCAGGAUGUCAGCGACCGCAUUGAGAAGGAGCCUGCCGAGGGGCCCAUAGUCUCGGCUUUGGAGGCGAGAGGGCGGUCGGUCGUGCGGGUGAACUGGAGAAUGCACAUCUCUCUCCCACUGCAGACUGACUUGAGGAAGUUCCGGACAUACAAGGGCGGUUCAGUGCGCGACCUCCUGAGGGCCAUGAGGAACAAGAAGCAUCACUACCGUGAGCUGCCCAUCGACGUGCAGGAGGCCUUGGGGUCGAUCCCCGACGGCUUCGUUCAGUACUUCACCUCUCGCUUCCCCCAUCUGCUGCUCCACACGCACAGAGCCAUGAGGGUCUGCGCCCACGAGCGGCUCUUCCGUUCCUACUACUGCCAGGAGCCAGGAGACGAUGGGAAAUGAGUGGGGACGCCGCACCGGGGAGAGCGCUCACAGCAAGAGGCUGGUGCAGCCGCUCAGUGCCUGGGCAUCGCAGGAAUCCCUGCAGGAUGGGGUCAGCCAGUGCCUGUCUCUAGUUUAUCCUGUUAAAGCAGAGGCUUUUGGAGCAAGAUAGAGCUUUGGCUGCCUUGCCUGCCACCCCGGCAAGGACAAGAGCCCCUCUCUCCCUGACCUGCCUGUAGCUGUAGACACUGUCUUGCAUCAGCUCAACCCCCAGGGAGUUUUUCUUUGGGGCCUCUGCGUGGCCCCUUGUUGUGGCUCUCAGGGAGCCCAUCUAUCCAUUUUUGGGGAAACAGGAACUGUGGAUCAGGGCAAUGUCUUCUAAAAGAAAACUGCUGCUGUCCAUAAUACUUACAGUACAUUAGUUCUUCCUGUACUGUGCAGACUAUCGGUGUCAGUGCAAUUGCUGGAGCACAGGGCAGACCCAGCGCUUGUCAGUCAUUCAGCAGCUGAGUGCUAUAACUAGUCCUGUGGGCUCUCUGGCUUUGUUCUUCCCUGUGUACUGCAGUAGGCAGCUGAGGAUGACAUGGGGACACAGGACUGGGAGUGAUUGCCCAGUGUGCCAACAGUUAGAGGAAGCACAGUCCAAGACAAGUGAUCAUAGUUUGCAGUUGGGCUGUUUCAUCUUGGUUCUCCUGACCCCAGGAGCAGCCAUUUAGGGCUCUGCCUUGGCAAGCUCUUAUUCAAAUCCAAUAGCCUUAAGGCCCUUGUGUCAGAGAAUAAAAACAACUCUCUGCCAUGGACAUGCUGUUUUGAUACGUCAGGAAAAAAAAAUCUGAGAGUUACAGGACUUCUCUUGAGAAUAGCUGAAAGACUGUUGCAGUUUGAAGUUGGGUUGAUGCCUGGAACCUGCUGGUUGUUCAUCAGAAGACGCUGUGAGCUUCAGUCCUGUGGUUCCCUCCUGUACUAUGCUCCUGUGGAAGUGGCGAUUUGAUUGUGUUUAAUACACAAAUGCUAACUGAAGCACUAUUUUGAUAGUUUUGACACUGGAUGUGGCACUUCAUCCCAGGUGGGAGGCUGAAGCAAAUUGGGUUUGAGGCUUUUAGCAUCCAGCCUUAAGGCUUUGGACUUGCUAUUUGCCUCUUUCCCUGUUUGCAUCAGGCCUGCUAACGGCAAAGUGCAGCCAGCCCUGGAGGCAGGCGCUGAGCCUUCCAAUGCAAUCCCAAAAAAUGAAGUCUUUUUUUUUUAAUCUCAGAUGGGCUGAGAAAAAGGAUUUCACCCUUUUGGUCACCAGCAGCUUAUAGUUAUUUCAGGUCAGGUACCUAUGUGUUAGCCAAGAACCCACUUGGUUUGCACAGCAGAACAGCAGUUCUGCUAUUUGUGAACAGUAUCCUCAGGGCAGGAAGGGAGAGAAACAAGAAGGAAAUCCCAUUCUCCCUCUGAGGAUCCUUUUCCUCUGAACUCAGGUCUGCACCUGCUGUUCCCAAAGCAUGUGCACAGCUGGAACAACAGCAGCAGCACACUUUUCUCUCUGGCAUCACCCUGGAUCUGGCUUCCAGACUCCCUAGGCAACUGUUAGCUGAGUGCUGCCAUGAGAUAGGUUUCCCAUUUUCUGUCAUUCCUUUGGGUUGCAGUCAGCUUGGAUGCUGGGGCUCUGCAGGCCCAUGAUUCACAUGAGCUGGUCCACAAGCAAAGCUCCUGCAGGUAGCCCUAUGCAGCAGCUGGAGCAGAAAAGGGAAAAUGCUUCUACGCAAAGGUGGGACAUAAGGCCAGACAUGCGCUCCAGCUGCUGCUUUACCCUGAAUGCUGCCAGGCUACCACACACCUGAGAGCAGGGUUGUCUUCUGACAGAGGCAGUUGCCAGAGAUGCAAGAACAAGGCAGCCUUAGUCCCCCUGCACCAAGCUACCUCUCAGCUGCUGCCCCUUCGUGAUACUUCUCUCUGCAAUAGCAAUCAUUUUGUACAGUCUUGAUUCUACUUUGUGCUGGGGUGUGGGGUUCUGUUACACUGGUAACAGUCAGUUUGUACAUGUAUUGUCUAGAACACUUUAUACAAAAUAGUGGGAAAAAAAAUAAAAAAUAGAAGUGAUCAUGUC